CGCGCCUCCUCCGUCAUGCAUCUCCUGGCUUCCCGGCCGGAGGACUGCAGACGUCACGCGUUGCCCCUGACGGCCCCGCCCCCUUGGCCCGCCAACUGGACAGCUGAGCACAGUGAUUGACAGGGCUGAUGGACACCCAGAUCUCUGACUUGGGACAGAGGACUUGUGAACCCCACAGGAACAUUUGGGUAUCCUCACCAGGCCAAUGAGAUAUGCAAAUGAUCCCCUUACCUCAUUGGCUGCAGGCCUGAGGACCACAGAUGACCUCAGAGAGCUGGCCCUUUAAGAGUGCCCUGUGGGCUCAGUGCCCACAGCGCCUUGUUCUGAGCACAGAGGCACCAGACCCUGAUCAAUGGGGUCUCCAGUCUCUGAGGAAACUGUGCCUGCCUGGCUCUGACACUGACCACAUCAUCUUUACCAUCCCCCAAGUGCACCCCUCCCAAUCCAGCCCCAGAAUGGCACUGCCUCCCAGCCCCCUGGCUAUGGAAUACGUCAAUGACUUUGACUUGAUGAAAUUUGAGGUAAAGCGGGAACCCUCUGAGGGGCGAUCUGGCCCCCCAACAGCCUCACUGGGCUCCACACCCUACAGCUCAGUGCCUCCUUCACCCACCUUCAGUGAUCCAGGCAUGGUGGGGGCCACUGAGGCCCCCCGGCCAGGCCUGGAGGAGCUGUACUGGCUGGCCACCUUGCAGCAGCAGCUGGGGGCUGGGGAGGCACUGGGCCUGAGUCCUGAAGAGGCUGUUGAGCUGCUGCAGGGUCAGGGGCCAGUCCCUGUUGAGGGGCCCCACAGCUACUACCCAGGAAGCCCGGAGGAGACAGGAGCCCAGCAUGCCCAGCUGGCGGAGCGGUUUUCGGACGCGGCGCUGGUGUCGAUGUCUGUGCGGGAGCUAAACCGGCAGCUGCGGGGCUGCGGGCGCGACGAGGCGCUGCGGCUGAAGCAGAGGCGCCGCACGCUGAAAAACCGCGGUUACGCGCAGGCCUGCCGCUCCAAGCGGCUGCAGCAGCGGCGGGGGCUAGAGGCUGAGCGCGCCCGCCUGGCCGCCCAGCUGGACGCGCUGCGGGCCGAGGUGGCCCGUCUGGCCAGGGAGCGCGACCUCUACAAGGCUCGCUGUGACCGGCUGACCUCGAGCGGCCCCGGGGCCGGGGACCACGCCCACUUCUUCCUCUGAGUUGCUAGGGGCCGCCGAGUGGUGUAGUAGGUGGGUGGGGGACACCACCUAGAAGGCCACUUUGCCAUUCACUAGAUGGUUACUAGCGCCUUCUGGUGCCACUCUAUUGUAUGACUACAUAAAUAUGCCCGAACUUCCUGGACCCUCAAGGCAUGCUCCGACGUUAGAGGCUGGUCAUUUUCUGGGAGAGAGGUCUUCGCAGGCAGGCAGCAUACACAGCCCUCCACCUCCUGUUCCGCCCCACUUGACCAGGACACUGAGAUCUGGAGGAGCCGGUGCCCGGACUGUUGUGGUGGGGGGCGGGUAAGAAGAGGCGCGGAUGAUAGCUGGGUGACAGUGAAUGGGAGGAGAGGGAGUGGUGUGACUUCCCCCUCAGUUUAGAUUUUAAUUCAAGGUUUUCAACCUGUAGUGCAUUAAGGUGGUAAUUAGCAAUGAAGCAGUAUUUUCAUUCUGAGGCUUGUAAACACCCCAUUUUAAGACUACUGCAUUUUUCAAGAUUUCAAUCACCAACAAGACAGACUAGGAACUCUAUCCAUGAGGCUUUCAUCCUAUCCAACCCAGUGGCCUCCAGGGCCCAGAACAGCAAAGGUCUGAGGAACUGUAGGGGUGGUUGGUGCCGACUGGGAGAGAAUUCUGGGCAGGAGUCUGGAGACCUGGGUGCUAGGGCCAGCUCUGCCACAGGAUACCUCUGUCACCUUGAGAAAAUCACUUGCUCCCUGGGUUUUGGUUACCUCAUCUAAUCCUGGAUUGGAUGACUUCUGACACCUUUCCAGUUUUGGCAUCUCCUGGGUGUAGGAGCCCCAAGAGUCUUCCCAAGAACCCCCCAAGACAACCUCACCAAAGGGACUUCCUGUCCUGCUCCUGCUUCCUGAUUGCAGCCUACGCGGUGGAUGAGCCCAUGCGCUGCUCCUCUGCUGCUCUCUCCAAGCUGCCUUGGCCUCCAGACCUGCAUAGGGUACCCUUGCUACCUCCUGCCUUGCUGAGGGCUGAGGUGAGCCUUUGCCCAGCAUGACAAGAUGCUGAAAGAGUGUGGUUUUUGUGAAUUAAACUUGAAGUUCAGGCAGAACUUUA
This is a messenger RNA of Prionailurus viverrinus (fishing cat), 2240 nucleotides long. It is a transcript of the gene NRL, whose product is annotated as neural retina leucine zipper. Lineage: Eukaryota; Metazoa; Chordata; Mammalia; Carnivora; Felidae. Gene Ontology annotation, cellular component: nucleus. Gene Ontology annotation, molecular function: DNA-binding transcription factor activity, RNA polymerase II-specific; RNA polymerase II cis-regulatory region sequence-specific DNA binding. Bases 261 to 1169 code for a protein of 302 amino acids. Gene Ontology annotation, biological process: regulation of transcription by RNA polymerase II. The transcript is spliced from 5 exons. The record is from RefSeq and is a predicted model, not a curated record.